UUCACUUUUUAUAUUUUCUAAAACAUGUCACACCAGACGUGGCAGAUUCCCAUUUGAUAACCUGACCAAACUUGAUAGGUAAGAGGCCAGACACAAAACCAACCCAACCGUGUGCUUCCGGUCCUCUUCCUCCCCUAACUGAAACUGAUCUCCAUAUUUCUCUCUGCAUAAUUUCCAUCUGAAAUUCCGCAUCAGGUAACUCUUAACAUCCAAUUUAUUUUAUGCUUGGUUCAGAUUCUAGUUUGAUCUGUUCAUUUCUGACCUGUCAGUUUAACAUACAGUGUGUGUGAAUUUUGCUUGGGAGAUUUAGGUCUUUGAAUUCGAGUUAAUAUUUGUAAAGUGUUGAUCGAUUUUUUGAAAUCGAAGUGGGUAUUACCCAAUAAACGGAAAUAAGUAUUAUGGAUGGUAACAAAGAUGAAGCUUUAAGAUGUAUUAGGAUUGCUGAAGAAGCAAUUGCAUCCAGAAAUAAAGAGAGAGCAUUGAAAUUUAUUAGAAUUGCUCAACGUUUGAAUCAUGAUUUGUCUGUUAAUGAUCUUUUAACUGCUUGUGAGAAGCUUGGUUCUUCUGGGUCAAAUUCAAAUCCACCUUCUCUUGAUGAAAAAUGUGUUCUUAAUGGUGAUGCUAAAAAUAAGCCUAGUCAUGGUAAAAUUGAUGAGGGUUUAAAUGGAGAGAAGAACUAUACUGAAGAACAUGUGGAAUUGAUUAGGCAAGUUAAGAUAAACAAGGAUUAUUAUUCCAUUCUCGGAGUGGAAAAGACUUCUUCUGUUGAGGACAUUAGGAGAGCUUAUAGAAAAUUGUCAUUGAAAGUUCACCCUGACAAGAACAAGGCACCGGGAUCUGAGGAAGCAUUCAAGAAAGUGUGCAAGGCAUUUAAGUGUUUGAGUGAUGAUAACUCGAGGAGGCAGUAUGAUCAGACUGGUUUAGUUGAUGAAUUUGAAUAUAACCAGCAGUAUAAUGUUAGGCGGACAAGGAGAAGAAGAAAUGUGCAUGACUUCUAUGAUGACGAUUUUGAUCCAAAUGAAAUAUUCAGGUCCUUUUUCGGUCAGACUGACAUGUUUAGGGCACAUCAUGUUUAUAGAAGUGGAGCAACUGCUGGUCAGCAGCGAGGAGAGUUUCAUGGAGGAGGGCCUAGUCUACUUCUUCUCCUACAGAUUUUACCUUUUUUGUUAAUUUUCUUGCUUGCUUAUCUGCCAUUUUCAGAGCCUGAUUACUCAUUGCAUAAGAAUUAUUCUUAUCAAAUUCCCAAGACAACCGAGAAACACGGUCUAGAGUUUUUUGUCAAAUCAGCUUCUUUUGAUGACAAUUAUCCUAUUGGAAGUACUGCACGAGCCAACAUUGAGGACAAUGUGAUCAAGGAUUAUAGAAAUGUGCUUUGGCGUCAUUGUCAUAUAGAACUCCAGAGACGUCAUUGGAGCAAGAAUAUGCCUACUCCUCACUGUGAUAAACUACAUAAUCUUGGGUUAGCAUGAAGUUCAGGGAGUGUAUUCGAGAUGGCGAAGUUUUUUCUUUACUUUGAAGCUUGUUGACCAGUCUGACCAGGAGAUGGUAUACUGUCCACAAGCCAAAUGGCCUGGUUAAAGUUCCACACAUUUGACUCAUCAUUUAGCUUCUUCGUCAAGAGGACGUUUGCCGUGAGCCAUCUGCAAUGUAAGUCCAAGGUUAUGGCAACAGGGGCCAACAUCUUCAGCCCAGUGCAUUUCUGAGUUCUGAUAUCAAUAAAUAAGUACGAAUUCUGUAUGGCUUGCUUCAUAUAUGCCCUGAAAGGGUGGGGAUUCAGUGAAUGAAAAAGAAAAAUUAAAAAAUUAGAGAAAGAAAAAAAACAGAAGAAAAAGAAAAAAGGAAACAAUGUGUGGUAUGAAGUAUGAAGUUUUGUUGGUCUGAAUGAAAGAGUUACUCCAUGUGUUGGAACUUUGUAUUAAUUGACCCUGAAAGCGAUCACUGUGUUCAGGUUUUGUAGUUGAUUGGGCAGAGCUCAUAGUUGCAAGAAUCUGUUACUUGGGUGUUGUGCUUGUUCAUGUGGAUACUUUGCGUCAUUGAACUUGGUACUCGUGAGCAGUGCUUGUUCAGAAUUGAUUGUUUAGGUUUAAGAGACUGAUUUUAAAGUGAAAGGUCAAGUAAUCAGGUUGACGAUUGGAAAUUAUGUGGUUGAUGAUGUCAGUUUUGUUCCCAUUUGGUUGAUGUCAGUCUGUUGCAGUUUUGCCUCUGCCUGUCAGCAAUAACAAACGGUUGUGUUAUGCACUAACUGCUACUGAAAGGGCCAAUGUCAGCUUCUGUUCUCAUUCAGUUUUUCGCUUCCAAAUGGGCCAAUAAACUGAGUUUAUGUGUA
This is a messenger RNA of Ricinus communis (castor bean), 2326 nucleotides long. Its product is annotated as chaperone protein dnaJ 49. Gene Ontology annotation, biological process: cellular response to misfolded protein. The record is from RefSeq and is a predicted model, not a curated record. The coding region runs from base 399 to 1469 and encodes 356 amino acids. Gene Ontology annotation, molecular function: Hsp70 protein binding. The transcript has 2 exons. Gene Ontology annotation, cellular component: endoplasmic reticulum membrane. NCBI's taxonomy places the organism in Eukaryota, Viridiplantae, Streptophyta, Magnoliopsida, Malpighiales, Euphorbiaceae.